Molecule: messenger RNA, 2200 nt
Organism: Osmerus eperlanus (European smelt)
Lineage: Eukaryota; Metazoa; Chordata; Actinopteri; Osmeriformes; Osmeridae
Gene: c1qtnf13
Product: C1q and TNF related 13
Exons: 2
Coding region: 351-1481 (376 amino acids)
Molecular function (GO): protein binding
Source: RefSeq, a predicted model, not a curated record
AUUUGAGAUCAUUUCAUGGACUUUCUGAAUGUGUUUGUUUCAGGUGCAGCACCGCAGCUAGCUUCACAUCUCCCUGGGUCAAUAAAACACUGAAUCACCUGCUCUCCUCUCCCUGAAACACAACACAGUACAUGCAAAAUAAAGCCCAAGUGGAUCAAUACACCCCUGGAAGUCCCUCGUGUCCAAACUUGCAGUGAGUCUGUCACUGGUUUAAUAGCACCCAGGACGAGGAUGUGUUUGGAGCUCCUCCUCUCGCAGAUGGGCUUCAGCAUUGCCCCUAUAGGGCUGAAGUCAGGGGAUUGCCAGCACAGUAGCAGGACAGAGAGCAGCGACAGAGAGCAGGAGACUAGAUGACAACAGGCAUGCACUCUCUGCACCAUCAAACAAGAACAGGUAAUGAGGGCCCAGGGAAUCAUCCUUGGCGUCUUGCCUGUCUGUUAGGCAUGCUGUCCUGUCUGGGCUCAGUCUCCCCCAUUCAUGUGGCUCCUGUGAUGACAGGCCUCCGCUCCGCGUUCUCGGCCACGCGGACGAACAGUGUCCCGGGCGGUGGCCAAAAGGCAGUGACCUUCAACAGGCUCCUGGUCAACAUGGGGGACGACUUCAACGCUGACACGGGCCACUUCCGCUGCCGCAUUCCCGGCGCCUACUACUUUUCCUACACUGUGGGGAAGUUCCCAAAGAAAAUGCUGUCCGUCAUUCUGGUGAAGAACGGCCAAGAGGUUCAGGCCAUUGCCUAUGACGACCACCGCCAAAAGGGAAGGAAAGUCCAGAGUCAGAGUGUGAUGAUCAGCCUGAGGGCUAUGGACACUGUGUGGUUAAUGCUUCAGGGGAGCCCCCAGUAUGCCCUCUACAGCAAUGCUGGGCCCUACAUCACCUUCACUGGAUACCUGGUGUACCCCGACACCUCCACUGCCAGCUACGUCAACAACCACCUGGCCCCCCCGGGGCUGCCCCACCCUGACUGCCCCCCUCCUGGGGAGCAGCGCUACAGCUGGGCUGGAGGGGAUGUCCCAAAGGAGCCUCGCUCGGCUUUCUCGGUGGCCCGGACGUCCCCGCUACUGGGGGAGAGCAGUGGUCCACAGCAGAAGAAGGAGCCUCUGACCUUUGACGUGGAGUACGUAAACAUCGGGGGCCACUUCAACAAGACUACAGGGCGUUUCAACUGCCAGUUCCCCGGGGCCUACUACUUUGCCUUCACGGUGGGCAAGCACCCUCACAGGGCCGUGUCGGUGAAGCUGAUGAAGGGCUAUGGGGAGGUCCAGGCCAUGGUGUUCAACGAGGACAUGUCGAGGAGGAGGGAGAUGCAGAGCCAGAGUCUGCUGCUGUCCCUGCGUCAGGGUGACAGUGUGUGGCUCUACAGCCAGCAGGAUGACCGCUAUGCCGUCUACAGCAACCAGGGACGCUACAUCACCUUCUCUGGCUUCCUGGUCUACCCAGAAGCAAAUCCCUCUGUGCCCAGUCCGGACAGAACGAACUUCUGAGGAUCCGAACAACUAUAGCACACAGGCUGGCCUCUUCAAUAAAUGGUGCUAUGAUCCAAAAACCAAAAAGUUAACUAUGUAAGCCAUACAUCUCAUUUACACAUCGCUAUUGUCAAAACAUAUCCUGUAUGCUGCAUGCACAGAAUGAAUACCUGUAAGUGUUAUAUUACUCCACAAGAUGGAGCUGUGCCUUUGUUUGUCGUUACAUACACAGUAUAAUCCCCCCCCCCCCCCCAAAAGGAAAUGUGUCGAAGCUCCAUUUACUAUGAGACAUUUUUCUGUAGUAGUGCUUUAACCAAGUCUGUAUUGUUGGAGGUGUUAACCAAAUAUUUUUCAGGAUUGGUGUUGGUUCACUGAAUGUUAUGGAUGUUAAGUAGUUUUGUUUUAUAACCUAUUUUAUAUGUUUAUAGACAAAUUUUGAGCCACACUGUUCAUGAUGAUGAUGAUCAUUUAUUGAGUACUGGCAAUAAACAUUGUCAUUUGUAGUUUAUCUCACAAGACCAUAUAAUUUCUCUCCUUGUGAAAAGAAUGAUAAUAUGUCAUAGAACAGGCACAGGAUUAUUACCAUAGACUAGAGACUGUUGUAUAUACUGUAUAUGAUUUGAAUAAAUAAAAAAAAAGUAUUAUAUAAAGAUGACUAAGAAUAUAAUUUUAGAUGGCACAGUGUGUUUAACUGUUUGAUGAAUAAAAAGAAGAAUUAAAAGAAUAAAAAGAUAAAU